GAUCAUUGAUCCUUCAAUUUUUUUUGUUAUUCUCGUCAAUGGACAAAGAAUUUGAUUGUUGUUCGAGAUGGUAAUGAAAUUGUCAGCCAAAUAUAGAUUGGCCACACUGGCUUUUGAAUCAUCCACCACUCAAAAUGAUAUGUUUGGUGCAAAUGGUUUACCAUUGACCCCACCGUCCAUCACGAUGGUCGGUAAUUUUCAUUCCUUUGUUCAAAGUUUUAAUACUGCCACUACAUUAACGCCUUAUUUGACACAUUAUCUGGAUUGUAUACGUAGUAAAAAUGAACGAAUUACAUUGGUAUUUGAACACUAUGCCUCAUGUACAGCCGAUGAUUCUUUGUCUACUGAAAAUUUGCAAUCAAUUUUACAAUGUGGCCUAUAUGGAUUAUAUCAUUUACAUUAUGUGAUUGGUGCCGUUCAUGGUCUUAUAUCUCCAAGUGCAUUCUUGACGACAAAUGACUCGAAAACUCCUUACAAACUAACACAUUGGGCUGUUAACAUCAUUACUGACAUGGGUCGGCUUUGUCAAACACAAAUCUAUCCGGAUGAUAUUCGUUUCAUAGCUCCGGAGCAAUGUCUAUUAUUGAAAGCGACAAAGAAAAGCGAUAUCUGGUCGUUUGGUUUAUCAAUAUUAUACUUAAUGUUUCCAAAUCAGCGUCAAAAUUUUCCUGACAAUCCAUUAGAAUUUAUUGAUGAUGACUUGAAUAGAAUAAUAACAAAACUUGGCAUUGAAAUUCAAGAUUUGUCGGAAAAAUGGAUGAUUUUUUUCCAAUCUACUUUAAAUUGUAAUCCUAAUGAACGUUCAUCGAUCAAAGAAUUGAUUAAAAUAAUGGCCAUACCAGAGCCAAAGUAUUAUACAACAUAUGAAAAAUUUAUCACUACUAAAUCUUAUCAAAAUGUGAAUGAAAUAAAUGAUGAAGAAUUUUUUAAGAUUAGUAAUUUUAUCAAUAUACAUGAAUUCUAUUAUCUGUGGUCGAUCGCAUAUCCAUCCAAAGAAACUGAUAAAGAAGAGCAAAAAAUUCCGUCAAUACUCUCAUUACCUAAGCUAGUCAUAUUGGAAAAUGAAUGUUCGAAUCAAGAAAACUGUGAUAGUAGUAAUUAUAAUAGAACAAUCACUGAUGAUGAAAACAAUUUAAUUGACAAAAUUAUGGCCAUCGAUUUGGAUAGCAAUUGGAAAAUGGUCCGAUUACCUUCAAACUGUGAUUUCAAAUUAUUACCAGUUGAUACUAUAAAUCAACGUCUCCUCAAAAUAUCUAGCGAAAUUUUCUCUCCGUUACUUAUUUCUGAUGCUAAUCUGUUCAAUAAAAGACCAGAAUCUAAACAAAGUUGUGAAUCACUACCGUUGCCCAUCCGCGAAAUGGAUUUCGAUUAUCAAUGUGAACGUCUUUUUUUGUUCAAAGCUCUAUUGAAUGGCUAUCCUUUUUUGCGAAAUCAAUUGAUAACUGAAUCAAAAACUGAUAUUUGUCCUCAUUAUCGUGCUCAAAUCUGGAGUUCAUUACUCAACGUUCGUUGGAAAGAUAAAUUAUUAUUUGAUCAAAUUGAUAAAAUUAGCAAAACAACAACCGAUCGGCAAAUUGCUGUAGAUAUACCUCGUUGUCAUCAAUACAAUGAUCUGUUAGCAUCGGCUGAAGGACAUCGAAAAUUAACUCGAAUACUAAAAGCAUGGCUUGCACAUAAUGAAUCUAAUGGUGAAGUAUAUUGGCAAGGUCUUGAUUCGUUAGCCGCACCUUUUGUAAUAUUAAAUUUCAACAAUGAAUCACAAGCAUUUGCUUGUUUUGAUCAUUUUGUUCGUAAAUAUUUAAAUGGAUUUUUCAAGAAAGAUAAUUCAUCAGCAAUACAAGAAUAUUUGGCCCUUUUUCAGGUGAUAAUCGCCUUUCAUGAUCCAAUGCUCAGCAAUCAUUUAGCAUCACUGAAAUUUGUCCCAGAUUUAUAUGCCAUUUCAUGGUUCCUGACAAUGUUCACUCAUAUAUUACCACUUUAUCAGAUUUUUCAGCUUUGGGACACAUUAAUCCUAGGAAAUGAAUCCUUCCCUUUGUUUAUUGGUUUGGCCAUUCUUCAUCAGUUACGUGAUCGUAUAUCGGAUUUUACAUUCAACGAUUGCAUCCUAAUAUUUAGUGAUUUGCCACAAAUUGACAUUGAUCGAUGUGUGAGAAAUUCGAUAAAAUUUUUCUGUUCAACGCCUAAAUCGAUUAGUAGACGAAAUUUGUGGGAAAUACAGGCACUUAAAAAGUAUCCACGAUUGCCAAGGAUCAAUAUUGAAGAUCUCACCACAUUGGUUGAUCGGCUUAAUCUAUCGAAUUGCACAGCAUCCACCACAGCGGUAGCUUUCGAUCAACAGCAAUUGUGUUCGGAUUGUGGUCGUAACACCCAACUGGUUCUGAUUGAUUGCCGUUCAAAAGAAGACAUUCAAAAGUACGGUGGUACCCUUAUCAAUUCAGUUCGAUAUGAAGAUUUCUAUCAAGAAUUGCAAAAAGAAUUGACCAAUGUUAAUAAAACUAACCGGCCAGCCGCUAAAUGUCAUUAUCAACAACCACAUGGUAAACAUAAUUUAAUUGUCGUCAUCGAUUCAAUUGAAAAAACUUUAGAAUUGAUUGAAAAUUUUUCCAUUCCCCGUGUUUGCUAUCUGGAUUUAUCAUCAUCAGAUCUGGGAAACAUUCCAAAAUGUUUACUAAUUCAAUAAUCACUUAUAUCAUCAAAAUAUACAUGUUAUUUUGGGUCAGGCUUUAAUUGAAGAAUUGAA
Dermatophagoides pteronyssinus (European house dust mite) is the source of this 2740-nucleotide messenger RNA. Its product is annotated as TBC domain-containing protein kinase-like protein. Gene Ontology annotation, biological process: regulation of GTPase activity; protein phosphorylation. Lineage: Eukaryota; Metazoa; Arthropoda; Arachnida; Sarcoptiformes; Pyroglyphidae. The record is from RefSeq and is a predicted model, not a curated record. Gene Ontology annotation, molecular function: protein kinase activity; ATP binding; small GTPase binding.